AUGCAAAGCCGCGGCGGCAGGCAGGCCUGCGGCAGCCUGUGCCCCAACAGGGUGCAGGAUCUGGCCGAGCGGCUGGGCAAAAAGCCGGGCAGUAAAGCAGAGAGAAAGGUGCGUUGCUGGAAGGAGAAGGCGAGGCUGCGAAGCCCGACCGACCAGCCUCUCGCCAUCUGCUCUUGGCAGAAAUAAACGCCGGGGAAACCUGUCUCCCUGCCUGCAGCAGGGAGACAGCGUCGCCCAGCGGUUAGAGCAAGCGCAUUUCCCCAGCCCCCGGCCAGGAAAAAAGGCAAUUCCAAUAUGCAACCAUCGCUAGAAGAUGGGGACUAAUAGCCGGGAAAGGAGUGUCUCUGAGCACGUGCAGAGCUCUCUGCAUGCAGAACAACCAGUUGCCAUCUGAAGUUAGGUGAAGGUGUUUCUACUGCAAAGGGCACAGUUUUCAGGGGAAACUAAGCCCCGGCACCUUUUGUUUUAGAUGCCCUGUCCACAUAAGGUUGCCCUUACAACGCACUCCUAAGUACCGGUACUUUUACCCAGUAGUAAGGAUUCAAAGGGUUAUUCCGACCUAGCCCUCUGCAUGUUUACUCGGAAGUAAGUCCCCAGUGGCGCUUCACUUUCUCUAAAGUAAAUGUGCCCAGAAGAGAAACCUUGAAACCUUAAUGCUGUUGUUUGUGAUUGUUUGCCGGCAGGUGCCACGGAAUAGCAACCUCAGAUGCAACCCAAUAGCCAUUUAUAACGACCCACCUCCGGAUUCUGUAGAUCUAGGUGAGUGCGUUUUUUUUAAAAAAAGUCCAUUUAACUACCCUCUUUCGUAUCGCAGUUCGUGGUGUAAUGCAGGGGAAACGCAAGAGAACACUGCUCGGAACUUGCCUCUCUUCCAGCAGGGAAAAUGCUGGGGCAUCAUAAUAAUUAAUGGGGGGGGGAACCUUGUUCUGACACAUGAAUGAGGUGAUAAUAAGCAUUUAAUAAUUGUGUCAGAUUAGCAGAGGAAGUCAAGAGACGGGGGAAAUAAUCAGGCAGAGGCUGCCUACUUCUUUCCUUUUCUUUGAUGGCGUAUCGGCUUAAUGCUAGUCAGUAACUCUUCUGUGCAAGGUUGUUUGCAUUUUGAAUUAAAAGCUAAAGAUUUGUGUUUCAGCUGACUGUGGGUAGUAUUUCACCUGGUUUUCCGCAAAGUAGACUCACUGAAAUGAAUGGACAUGACCCAUUAAUCCUAACAGUUCUUCUCGGAGUAAAAGUUAGUUGACUACCACCUAUUCGCUCGGAAGUAAGCAUCCAGGGUUCAAUGGAAACUACCUGUCGGCUUGCGGUGACUAUGAUCCUAAUAGAUUAAACAGUAUGCUUUGUACCCCUAUUGUAUGUGCGUGCGUACAGAGACAGAGCUGUCUGCUUUUUUGAACUCUCUUGGGGGCGUGGCUAGGGGAGCCGCCCUAAUGACCUCCUGCACUUUAGAUUUUACAGCUACCGCAGGUGCCUUGCUUGAGAAGAGACCACUACUAAGGUUACUCCUUUAGCAAUUUGUAUUUCAUAGAAUCGUAGAACUGGAAGGGACCGCCAAAGGUCAUCUAGUCCCAGGAAUCGACACAACCAGAGGACUGGUUAAUCUGGAAUGAAAUAGUACACACACAGAGAGAGAGACAGGAUUUGCGUUUCUAUACUGACAAAUCGAACAUGAUUUUCUUGCAUUUUUUUAAAAAAAACUUCCCUUUUAAAUAAACACUGAUCUGCCUCCCCCCCCCCUUUUAGCGUUGUCGACCAUCGAUUGGCAAGACUUAGCCGACUGCACGGGCGUCUUUCAGCAGGAAGUUUCUAGAGGCGCUGCAACAAGCCAGCAGGUAGUUGACAACCGUCGCCCCCUCAUCCUCUUUGGUCUUUAUUGA
This is a messenger RNA of Podarcis lilfordi (Lilford's wall lizard), 1871 nucleotides long. NCBI's taxonomy places the organism in Eukaryota, Metazoa, Chordata, Lepidosauria, Squamata, Lacertidae. The record is from the annotation of a GenBank genome assembly.